AUCCAGCACAAUCCAUCCGCAGAUUAUCUGCAGAAAUUAUUCUAUUUUUUUUUUUUAAAAAAAAGUGCAGCUAAUAUGGCUGUGUCUUGUGCACUUAGCAUGAACGUUGGAGUUUUACCAAGAGAACUUCUUUCACCUUUUCCACAAGCUCUGACUUCAACCUCAUUGAAAAGAAGGGGAACUCAUUUCACAGUUUCAGCAAAAUUAGGAGGAGGAGAGGAUGAUGUAAAGAAAGAUGAGAAGAAGAAAUUCAUUACUAAAGAACAAGAACCUGAACAGUAUUGGCAAUCAGCAGGAGAAAAAGCAGGGGAGAACCCUAUGAUGACACCACUUCCCUACAUAAUCAUAUUUGGAAUGUCAACACCUUUUGUGAUCUUGGCAAUUGCUUUUGCAAACGGUUGGAUAAAGGUUCCAAUAAGAUGAUUAAAUUCUGAAAUGAAACAAGAAGCUUUUUGGAUGUCUCAUUCUGACCUUUUGUCUACAUUUGAGUUUUCUAAUGUAUAAGAGUAUCUCAUUUCUAUACACAUUCUUUUUGUUUGGUGAAGAUAUAGAAUUUUAUGUUUAUUGCACUUUUUAUUU
Molecule: messenger RNA, 579 nt
Organism: Solanum pennellii
Lineage: Eukaryota; Viridiplantae; Streptophyta; Magnoliopsida; Solanales; Solanaceae
Exons: 3
Coding region: 76-423 (115 amino acids)
Cellular component (GO): chloroplast
Source: RefSeq, a predicted model, not a curated record